Molecule: messenger RNA, 825 nt
Organism: Racocetra persica
Lineage: Eukaryota; Fungi; Glomeromycota; Glomeromycetes; Diversisporales; Gigasporaceae
Source: the annotation of a GenBank genome assembly
ACAAAUAAAAAUACUUAUACGUACGAAAGUGAAGGGUUUGUUCAAUGUGUAAUGUUUAACCCACAAGAUAACAAUAUCUUUGUAAGUGGGUCUUCCCGUAAAGUUUUGGCAAUCAUAGAUAUUCGGACACCUGAAAAUGUGUUGAGCUUUAAAGUUGAUGAUGGGAUGAUAAAUUCUCUUUAUAUUUUUCGGAAUGGACAACAUAUUAUCACAGGUGACUCGUUGGGAUACGUAAAAACCUGGGAUAUUAGAGCUGGCUCUGCCUUUCAGUCAUUUUUAAAUGAGACAACAAAAAAGCCUGUUUCUCAUAUUGCCAGUCUUAAACAUCUUGUUUCUCUUUCAGAUGGUGAAGAACCGCGAUAUAUGGCAGUUAAUAGUUAUGACAAUUUAAUAAGAAUUUAUGAUCGCGGAAUAGAGCCACCUAAAAUCCAACCGCGAUUGAUACAUAUCUUAAAAGGCUACAAGAAUAAGGGAUGGCCGAUUAAGAGUUCAUUUUUCCCUGGAAAAGAUUGUAUGCAUUUUAUCGAUCAAUAUUAUACCACACAAAGAACACAAACCAAAGAUAUUUACGAUGUACCUGAACAAAUCGAUUCUGUUGACAAUGUUUUUAGUUAUGAGAAGGAUAAAUUAUUAGAAGCAAGUUUAUUGUUAGCUACGGGUAGUGCGGAUCCAUACGCGUAUUUAUUUAACGUUGGUAGUCCGGAGGGAACUGGAGAAUUGUUACAACGUUUAGAGGGUCAUACUGAUUUCGUUUAUGCUGUAGAUUUUCAUCCUUUUGAACCGAUACUGGCGAGCUGUUCUGCAGAUUUCACCAUAAAAAUAUGG